Cuscuta campestris is the source of this 1024-nucleotide messenger RNA. The record is from the annotation of a GenBank genome assembly. NCBI's taxonomy places the organism in Eukaryota, Viridiplantae, Streptophyta, Magnoliopsida, Solanales, Convolvulaceae.
CGUUAUGUAGGGUUCGACAGAUCGAAUCCAACGGUGAAAUCGGAUUUGGAUUUGGAGUCUGUGGGCCUGGAAAGUGCGUUUGGGCCAGAUUUAGAAUGAGUAACACAUCAACGCACGCUCAUGACAACACCCAGCAAGUGGGUGACGACCACAACGAUGCCGAGACCGAGGCAUCUAGCUUUGUGCCUCAACAGAAUGCUGGGCAGCCCAAUGUGCCACUGAACGCAGGAGAUAAUCAGAAUUUCGGGAAUCCACCCGAGACUGUCAUGCCCGCUUUCAUGACACAAUUUCUACAGCAGAUGGCCAAUGCGCCGAUGUUCCAGCAGCCCCAGCCGCCGCGGCGACACAUCACCUUCAAAACUCUGAAGGACAACGGAGCAGAGGAGUUCCUUGGGGAUAGAGUGGUCGAAUCCCAAGUGGCUCUUGAUUGGAUUGAGCAGGUGGCUAGGGUGCUCAAUGACCUGGAUGUACCGGUUGUGGAUCAUCCAAAGUUGGCAUCUCAGCUACUCCGCAAGGGAGCAUACGAGUGGUGGAAGCAACAGAAGUGGUCAGAGUUCAUGGAGCUGGAACAGGGGGACAUGACCCUCGCCGAGCUACGACAGAAGUUUGACCAUUUGGCUCAGUUUGCACCCACGUUGGUGUCUACACCUGCUGACAGAAUUGAAGAGUUCAUGAAGAGGUUGCGCCCUAAUGUGCGUCCUUAUGUUUCUACUGUGGUCACCACCGACUUUUCAGUGGCUUAUGACCUGAUGGCUAAGGCAGAGAAAGCGGUGGAUGAUCUGAAGGCAAGCUUGGGUGCUGGAGGGUACCCAGAACCACUACCAGCGCGGCACCAGCGCGGCACCGAGCGGAAAGAGAUCCUUGGGCGGUACUAAGGGUACUUAGAACUUCAAGAAGACCAAGUCCGCGCCGGCUCAGUCACAGGCGGCGAGCAACCGAAGCAAACCUUCCAAGCAUCCGGUGUGUAACCUCUGUGGAAGGAACCACCCUGGCGAAUGCUGGUUCGCGCAGGGCUUAUGUUUGG